GAGGCGGCGGUGGCGGCCCCGAUGCGGGCAGGGCGCUGCUCCGUGUCGUCAGGACGGCGGCGCGUUGCUCCUCGUGCCUCGGGCAGAAGCCGGGCGCUCCGUCUGCUGCCGUCCGUUCGCUGGAGGUGCACGCGGAGCUGCGUGCGGGCGCGAGCUUUGCUCAGCCUUCUGGGAGCUGCGCGGAGCAGAGCCGCAUCGCGCGGGCACCGCGGUGAUGGAGGAGUUAAGCCCGAAAUCCCCGAACCUGUGCUGAGUUACUGAGGACUGGCGCCGGAGGCCUCAGACUUAUACUUCUCACGUACCACAUUCAGCAUGCUGCUGUUCUGUCACUCGCUGCUUGGAGCCUUUCUUCCACUCUUCCUCCUUUCAGGGAAUUGGGUUUCAGCAAAGAACAUCAACUUUUACAAUGUGAGACCUCCACUGGACCCCACUCCAUUUCCAAACAGUUUUAAGUGCUUUACCUGUGAUAAUGCAGUGGACAAUUACAACUGUAACAGAUGGGCUGAAGAUCGGUGGUGUCCUGAAAGUACACAGUACUGCCUGACAGUUCAUCUCUUCACAGACCAUGGGAAGAGCACAUCGGUCACCAAAAAAUGUGCUACUGGGGAUGAGUGCCAUUUUGUAGGCUGCCAUCACCACAGGGAAAGCGGUCACACAGAAUGUGUUUCUUGCUGUGAAGGCAUGAUUUGCAACGUGGAGAUCCCAACCAAUCACACAAACGCAGUGUUUGCCGUGCUGCACGCGCGGAGGACGUCGGACGGCAGCCGGCGGACGGUCAGCACUGCAGUGCUCGUGGCAGUCGUGGCAGUCGCACUGUCGUGAUGCAGCAUCCUCCCAUUGCACCACUUGCCUUUGUGGGCCCUUGGAUAUUGUAAGGAGCUCAGCACGUUCAAGGAGAAGCCACCAAGACUUCUCGAUGACCUAAAAUGUGAGAGGACGGUGGGAAGAUGUACACGCAUCAUGCAGUCCUUGGGUUCUAAUGAAGAUAUUUCAAAUGGUCCGCAGUAUUUAAAGAAGAGGAACAAAACAUGCACACAAAAAAAGCAUAACAGGAAACCCAAUGGUGACUGGGCAGUGAGGCAGAAUCAAGUUGUUACGACUCCCUCUUGUAUGAUGAAAAUGCACGUGUGGUUUGUGUGUUUUUGAACAAAGUAAAGGGGAUUCUGUAGACAAUCAGGUGAGAUAAAGGGGAGCUCUCAGUGGACCAUGUGCCAAUUUGUGUUUUAAUGGAAAGUGUUUCUAAGCUGUUUAUCACUAUGCAUGAAUAACACGGGCUGUAAGCUGUAUGUAAGCUUAUUGUUAGUUACGGUUUUUCAUAGUUAUGGUUUUCAUAUGAAAGGAGUUUUUCUGUUCUGAUCAGAGCUGUCAUUCCUAUGAGAAAUAAAAUAAUACUUUAUGCCUCUCUUUCCUAUAA
Messenger RNA from Tympanuchus pallidicinctus (lesser prairie-chicken), 1414 nucleotides. It is a transcript of the gene LYPD6B, whose product is annotated as LY6/PLAUR domain containing 6B. The coding region runs from base 313 to 822 and encodes 169 amino acids. The record is from RefSeq and is a predicted model, not a curated record. The transcript is spliced from 5 exons. NCBI's taxonomy places the organism in Eukaryota, Metazoa, Chordata, Aves, Galliformes, Phasianidae. Gene Ontology annotation, molecular function: acetylcholine receptor regulator activity.